Messenger RNA from Dermatophagoides farinae (American house dust mite), 872 nucleotides. The record is from RefSeq and is a predicted model, not a curated record. NCBI's taxonomy places the organism in Eukaryota, Metazoa, Arthropoda, Arachnida, Sarcoptiformes, Pyroglyphidae.
AAUCAUCAUUAUCACUAUUUAUAUUGUUGUAAUGACUAAAAAUUAUUUCAAUCAAAUUAUCGAUUGGAUUCAAACCACCGAAAAUAUAACCGUUGAAUCCGUCAUCAGAAUCAAACCAUUAAUAUAUCAUCUGAUUAGAAAUCUGGAUCGAUUCUAUCGACUAUCAUCAUAUUGGUUAUUGACAAAACAAAUUGUCACCAUAAUAUCGAUAAUAUUCUCUUUCGUAUAUUUUACCUUGCCAGUAAUCGAUGACAGUAUGAAUAUGAUGAAAAAUAUUCUCAUUUUUGAUUUAAUACGAAAUUUUAUAUUGGAAUUUAUCUAUUUUCACAUUACUGGUCAUUUGACGGAAAUUUAUGAAAAAUUUUUCAAUAUUCUAAUACAAUUUUGUGUGCUGAAACCAAAAUCAAUUUUAAUCGACAACAAUGAACAACAAUCGAUUGAUUUAUCAUCAACAAUUUAUGCAACAAUUUUGGAACAACCACCAUCAUCAUCACCAUUUGUUAAUGAAUCCAAAAUUGAUCACGAUUAUUGUUUGGAUCCAAUUCGUAUUGAAUUAUUUCAAUUGAAAUAUUAUAAAGAAAAAACAAUACCAAAAAUAUUUUCAUUCAUACAAUUACAACGUUCAAUACAUUUCAAAUGUUUAGUUUUUUGCAUAAAUUUUGCCGUAAUUCUUUUACAAACUGAACAAACUAAUUAUCAAUGAAUUUGGUCAAAUCAAAUUGAUUCAUUGAUUCAUUCAUUCAUUCAUUCGAUAUUGCAUUACACAAAGUCAUCGAACCAACACUUUCAACAAAAAAAAACUAAUGCAUAGUAUUAAUGACCGAUACUCGUACACGCACACUUGGUGACGACAUCAACAAAAAAAAAAGAAG